AUGGGUGAUUUGCCUACUGAACGCUUAACCAUCGCUCGUCCGUUUACCAAUGCCAGUGUCGAUUACGGCGGUCCUUUCACGAUCAGAUGUACUAAUCAUCGAACACCAAAGUACAUCAAAUGUUAUGCCGCUUUCUUCGUUUGCUUGGUGACUCGCGCUGUAUUCAUCGAACCUGUGUCCGAUCUCUCGACGACUGCGUUUUUAGCCGCUUUUCAACGCUUCCGGAAUCGCCGAGGUACUCCUGCGAUAAUGUACUCCGAUAACGGAACGAAUUUCGUUGGUGCUAAGAACGAUCUCGAGAAAAAUAAUCCCGAACUCGCACUCGAAUGGAAAUUUAUUUCUCCUAGAACUCCACACCAAGGUGGAGUCUGGGAAGCUGCGGUCAAAGCUGGGAAAAAGCAUCUACUAGCUGCGACGAAAGGAGCUGUUCAAACCGAAGAAGAAUUCCGAACAGUUCUCACCGCAGUUGAGGCAACCCUCAACUCUCGACCAUUAUAUGCCUCUCGUAAUUCGACCGAUGUUGAGGAGAUCGAUGUCCUCACUCCAUCUCAUUUCCUGAUUGGUUCAAGUUUGCUCGAAAAGGACGAUCCUAGCCCAUUCGAUAUUACAUUGGGCGAAAGAUUGACGCUUCAACGUCAGAUUAUCGAGUCAUUCUGGCAUAAUCUGAAAUCGAGCUAUCUUGCCAAACUUCAGACUCGCUCGAAAUGGAAAAAAGCCGAACCGAAUCUUUCAAUCGGUGAUAUCGUCAUAUUGAAAGAAAAUUCGUCGCCAUGUUCAUGGCCCCUCGGAAGAAUCAUCGAUGGCAAACCUGAUGCCAAAGGCCACCUACGAAAGGUCUCCGUUAAGGCCAAAGGAUCGAUUUUCCAACGAGGUGUCCAGGAAUUGGUCAAACUUCCAGUCGAAACGAAAAUCACUGGAGAAUAA
This is a messenger RNA of Planococcus citri (citrus mealybug), 924 nucleotides long. RefSeq lists its product as uncharacterized. The coding region runs from base 1 to 924 and encodes 307 amino acids. The record is from RefSeq and is a predicted model, not a curated record. Gene Ontology annotation, molecular function: nucleic acid binding. Lineage: Eukaryota; Metazoa; Arthropoda; Insecta; Hemiptera; Pseudococcidae. The transcript has a single exon. Gene Ontology annotation, biological process: DNA integration.